This is a messenger RNA of Suillus clintonianus, 483 nucleotides long. RefSeq lists its product as uncharacterized. Lineage: Eukaryota; Fungi; Basidiomycota; Agaricomycetes; Boletales; Suillaceae. The coding region runs from base 1 to 483 and encodes 160 amino acids. The record is from RefSeq and is a predicted model, not a curated record. The transcript has 4 exons.
AUGGACCCACAACCAUCCAUUUCCCUUCGUCUCCGCAGACUUCUUCGGCUCCCUUCUUGCAUGAACGCAGUCCCUCCUAAUCGGAACGAUCAACUUCGUGGUCCCCUGGAUUUCCCUGCUACGUCGCCCCUACCCCACCCUCUCUCGGAGCGUACCGCAACUCAGGGACAUUCAAAUAUCUAUUCCGGCGAGAACUCUCACUCACUGCCAAUGACCCAAUCAUCUGUCACCUCCAAUUCCCGCCCCCACAAUCUAUUAUCCUGGUGGCCCCUUCGUGCGAGUCACGCACAGAUGCAUAUCGUUGAUGUUCCUCUCGCGCAGGGUAAAGAGUGCAAUGCUGCAGCGGAUGCUCCCAGAAAAGACAAUGAUAUAGUACCCGAUGAAUACUUCGACCCGCCUUCACCGAACCCCAAUUCACAACAACCAGCCGCACAGACCAACGCUGGAGAGCAUGGAGGCGACCGGUGUUGUUUCUGCUUCUAG